AUGGAGGUGAAGAACUUUGAAGCUUGGGAUUAUGUUGUGUUUGCAGGCCUCUUUGUCAUUUCCUCUGGAAUUGGUGUGUUUUUUGCCAUAAAGGAGAGAAAAAAAGCAACAUCUCGGGAAUUUUUGGUCGGCGGGAGGCAAAUGAGCUUUGGCCCAGUAGCUUUGUCUCUGACAGCCAGCUUCAUGUCAGCUGUCACUGUCCUGGGGACUCCUGCUGAAGUCUACCGCUUUGGGGCAUCCUUCCUCCUUUUCAUCAUUUCAUACGCAUUUGUGGUCCUCUUCACAUCUGAACUCUUUCUUCCCGUGUUCUAUAGAUCUGGCAUCACAAGCACCUAUGAGUACUUACAGUUACGAUUCAACAAGACAGUUCGCUAUGCAGCAACGGUCAUCUAUAUCGUGCAGACGAUUCUCUACACUGGAGUUGUGGUGUAUGCCCCUGCUCUGGCUCUCAAUCAAGUAACUGGGUUUGAUCUCUGGGGCUCCGUGUUUGCAACAGGAAUUGUUUGCACAUUCUACUGCAGUUUGGGAGGUUUAAAAGCAGUGGUGUGGACAGAUGCAUUUCAGAUGGUUGUCAUGAUUGUGGGCUUCUUAACAGUUCUCAUUCAAGGAUCGAAUCACGCUGGUGGGUUCCACAAUGUGUUAGAGCACGCACGAAAUGGAUCCCGGCUAAACGUAGUUGACUUCGAUAUAGACCCCCUCAGGCGGCACACUUUUUGGACAAUUACAGUAGGAGGAACUUUUACUUGGCUUGGAAUCUAUGGAGUUAACCAAUCGACCAUCCAGAGAUGCAUCUCUUGUAAGACAGAAAAGCAUGCUAAGCUUGCCUUGUACUUUAACUUGUUGGGUCUCUGGAUGAUUGCGGUGUGUGCUGUCUUCUGUGGUUUGAUCAUGUACUCGAACUUCAAAGACUGUGACCCUUGGACAUCUGGUGCUAUUUCAGCGCCAGACCAGUUGAUGCCGUAUUUUGUCAUGGAGAUUUUUGACACUAUGCCAGGGCUGCCAGGACUUUUUGUGGCUUGUGCCUUUAGUGGGACUCUGAGCACAGUGGCUGCCAGCAUCAAUGCCUUAGCAACAGUGACCUUUGAGGAUUUUGUCAAGAGCUGUAUUCCACAUCUCUCCGACAAGAAGAGCACCUGGAUCAGUAAAGGCUUAUGUCUCUUGUUUGGUAUCUUGUGUACCUCCAUGGCUGUGGUUGCAUCCUUCAUGGGGAGUGUUGUGCAGGCUGCCCUCAGCAUCCUUGGCAUGUGUGGGGGACCGAUGCUAGGUUUGUUCACUCUUGGUAUCGUGUUCCCUUUUGUGAACUGGAAGGGUGCACUAGGAGGCCUCAUUGCUGGAAUCACAAUGUCAUUUUGGGUGGCCAUCGGGUCUUUUAUUUACCCUGCACCAGUGUCUAAGACAUUACCCUUACCUCUAUCAAUAGAACAGUGUGUCCAAUCAAAUAUAACAGCAACAGUAGGUCCACAGCUUUCCAGCAGACCUGCCCUUGCUGACACAUGGUACUCACUCUCCUACCUUUACUUUAGUGCUGUGGGCUUUCUGGGAUGUGUAGCUGCUGGACUAAUCAUCAGCUUCCUGACAGGCAAGCAAAGAGGCGAAGAUGUUGAUCCACUUUUAAUAAGACCAGUUUGCAAUCUGUUUUGCUUUUGGUCUAAGAAAUAUAAAACUCUGUGCUGGUGUGGAGUUCAGCAUGAGCAGAAAACAGAGCAGGAUUACCUUGACAGUGGCAGUGCCAGGAAACAGGGGGUUGAAUCUGCCCUACAGAAUGGACUCAAGCAAGAAAGCCUGGCCCAGAUUCCAGGCUACAACCCCAAGGACAAAAGCAACAGUGUGACGGAGAAGACCACUCAUUUCUAAGAAAAUACAUGCAGCUGAUAAUACUCUCUCCACCUUUCUCUUUCUCUCUCUCACACACACCAGCCACACACACACACACACACACCACAUACAGCACACAUAUUCCAUGUCACUUCUUCCUGUUAUAGAAUUGUGUACAGAAUAUUUCAGAAAUAAAGUUAUUCAUUGCCUAUUUAUACUUAUAGAAAUGAUAAGACUGUUUCUCAGGAUGUUCUUUGGAAAGCCCCAAAUUCAGGUGAGAAAAAAUCAGCCCAUGCCAGAAGUGCCUGAUGUCAUAACCAAUUUAGA
Molecule: messenger RNA, 2142 nt
Organism: Chionomys nivalis (European snow vole)
Lineage: Eukaryota; Metazoa; Chordata; Mammalia; Rodentia; Cricetidae
Gene: Slc5a12
Product: solute carrier family 5 member 12
Exons: 15
Coding region: 1-1854 (617 amino acids)
Biological process (GO): sodium ion transport; transmembrane transport
Cellular component (GO): membrane
Molecular function (GO): lactate transmembrane transporter activity; symporter activity
Source: RefSeq, a predicted model, not a curated record